Molecule: messenger RNA, 1806 nt
Organism: Cydia amplana
Lineage: Eukaryota; Metazoa; Arthropoda; Insecta; Lepidoptera; Tortricidae
Exons: 5
Coding region: 553-1806 (417 amino acids)
Source: RefSeq, a predicted model, not a curated record
UUCGCCUAGACCACAGUGUUUUCAGUUAAAAGAAACAGUGAAUCUGAUGUACUCGGAUAUGCUUGGGGAAAUUAAUGACAGAGGGCGUGAAAACCAAUUUUAUAAGUCUUUCAAAUCUUGUAUAAUCUGUGAUGCCACUUUCAUCUUUUUCGUUACGCGCAAUUAACAAAAGGAAAGAAAUAACAAAAUAAUUUGGUUUUAUUUUUUGCUUGCCUUUAAAAUAUUUUUGAUUCAUAUAUCUAAUAAUAAAAUAUUCAUCGAGUGUUUUUUCUUUAAAUUAGUCCAUUUUAAAAUCUUAAUUUGCAUAAAUUUUAGGAUACAAUUUAGAUAAAUAUGAAAGGAACGGAACGUUAUUGACAGACCCGCCAUAACGUUUUUAUUUCAAUACUUUACUUUCUUGUUAUCCUCGAUGCUUGAAAGUGCUCUGAAACGAUUCUCUUGUGAUUUUAUACGCCUGUGCUUGCCCUGGACCCCGAUAAAUCUGUUUUUAUGUGAAUAGUAUGGUGUACUCAACGGACUCUGAUUUGCUGCUUGGAUUGGUUAUUUGUGACAAUGGUUCGAAACAGUGCGAUGUGUUGUGUACCUAAUUGCGGUAAAACGCGAUUAGAUAAUGUGAUUCUUCACAAAUUUCCCUGUCCAAUUAAUGAGGCUGACCGGUUUCGUACUUGGAUUUACUCUGUUAGUGGAGAUGUGUUAUCUUUGGAUAAUCAAUUUAUUCAUAAGUACCGAAAAGUGUGUCAUGUUCACUUUGAGGAAAAAUUUAUUAAUCGAAGCGGAAGACUCAGCGCUAUUGCAGUUCCAACACUACAUUUAAAAGGAAUGGCUACGCAAACCGCAUCGGUGCAAAUUGCAAGCAAUUUCCAACAACCGUUGCAAGAUGAUCAUGUACCCCGAGCCCCAUUGAUGAACAUCACGAAUCAGUACAAUGCAGGUGGUGACGACACUUCUCGGCCCUCAACUUCAGGGAUGGCUACGCCAACCGCAUCGCUGAAAAUUGCAAGCAAUUUACAAGAACCAUUGCACGAUGUACCCCGAGCCCCAUUGAUCAACAUCACAAAUGCGGCUGCUCACGACGCUUCUCGGCCCACAAUUUCAGAUCAUACGCCACCCUACACGCCACAAUUUUGCUCUGAAGCUAGUAGUUUAGCCAAACAUAUAAAAAAACUUACCGAGACGAAGGACAAAUAUGCCGUCAGACUAAAAAAAGCUAUGUCUCUCUCAACCAACACGGCUUUUCAGAAAGCCAUCGGUAAAUUUACCACAAUGGCAUUGCUAUUUGUCAUGAUGCAAUUUAGGGAGAUAAAUAAAAAGAAAAUGGGAAGGAGAUUCACAAAGCAAGAAAAAAUAAUGGCAUUAUCUCUUUAUAAGCAAGGACCUAAGGCGUAUAGAUGGCUGAGGCACAUUUUUGUACUACCAUCGCCUCUCACAUUAUCAAGGAUGAUAUCCGCUGCAGCCUUAAAAGCCGGUAUAAAUGAUAACAUUUUCGAAAAUCUUAAAAAAAAGGCCAGAAAAAUGUCGAUAUCUGAAAGGCUGUGUAUUUUAUUCUUCGACGAGAUGGCAAUUAAACCUCAUUUUGAAUACAAUUCAAAAAAAGACAUGAUCAUCGGAUUCGUUGACAACGGAAAAAGGAGGGUCAAAAAAAUCGCUGACCACGCGCUAGUUUUUAUGAUAAGAGGCAUCACAAAAACUUAUAAACAGCCCAUUAGUUACAGCUUUUGUUGUGGAGCCACCGAGAAACACGAAUUAGCGCAGGCCAUAAAAGACCACAUAUGCCCUGACCAACCAAAUCAUCGACUUAUCUUGUAG